Messenger RNA from Cajanus cajan (pigeon pea), 1270 nucleotides. Its product is annotated as shikimate kinase 1, chloroplastic. Gene Ontology annotation, cellular component: chloroplast; cytosol. The record is from RefSeq and is a predicted model, not a curated record. Gene Ontology annotation, molecular function: shikimate kinase activity. Lineage: Eukaryota; Viridiplantae; Streptophyta; Magnoliopsida; Fabales; Fabaceae.
UUUCGAAAACAAAAAGUGGCUCAGCAUUAUCAUUAGCAACUUAUAAUUGCGCCGACACCAUUAUCACAGUUCCGAGGUGAAGCGCCAUGGAAGCCACCAAAGCCUUGCAAUUUUCAGCCAUGCUGCACUCCCAAAAGCUAGGGAGAACAGAGUCAGAUGGCUCUCUUCUAAAGUUCGGUGGAUUUAAGGAACAUGUUUUUGUUUCGUCCAAGUUGCGUCUCGCAAGACCUUCAACGAGGACAGCAUCAUUGCUAGUUGCUUGUUCGCGUAACAACGUUCCAGCUUCGACAUUGGAAUCUGGAAGCUUUCAAGCUCCUAUUGAUGAAAAGUUGAUUUUGAAGAUUAAAUCACAAGAGAUCGAACCAUGUUUAAGUGGACGCUGUAUAUAUCUUGUUGGAAUGAUGGGCUCUGGGAAGACAACUGUGGGAAAGAUAUUGUCACAUGUGCUUUCUUAUUCGUUUUUUGAUAGUGAUGCUUUGGUGGAGGAGGAGGUUGACGGAACAUCUGUAGCUGAUAUUUUCAAGCAAUAUGGAGAACCUUUUUUCCGUAAUAAAGAGACUGAAGUAUUACAGAAGCUGUCAAUGAUGCGUAGACAUGUUAUUUCUACUGGUGGAGGUGCUGUUGUGAGGCCCAUCAAUUGGAAAUAUAUGCACAAGGGAAUUAGUGUUUGGUUGGAUGUACCUGUAGAAGCCUUGGCUCAGAGAAUAACAGCUGUAGGAACUGAUUCUCGACCACUUCUACAUUAUGAAGCAGGAGAUGCAUACACAAAGACUUUCAUGCGUUUGUCUGCCCUUUUUGAAGAAAGAAGCGAAGCAUAUGCAAACGCCAAUGCCAGGGUCUCCUUGGAAAAUAUGGCAGCAAAACUUGGCCGAAGUGAUGUGUCAGAUUUAUCUCCAACUACUAUUGCAAUGGAGGCGCUAGAACAGAUCAAAGACUUUCUCAUAGGUGAAGAUGCCUAUUAAACACGUGCUAUCACAAAUCUUCGACACUAGCAUGUUCUAGUUGUGCAUAUUUUUCUCUUCAAAUUAUAUAGUACGACAAUGUGCUGUAUUUUUUUUUUUUUUUGGAAAAAGAAUGAUGCAUGCAUCAUUAAGAAUCAAGAUCGAACGUAUUCAGAAGUGUAUAUGCGUAAUUUGUGUGAGCACAAUUUGAAGCAACAGCGUUUAUUUUAUAUAUGCUUUUGUUCGUUAUUGUAUAUUUUUGUAAAGGUGAUGUUGUAAUCUGAAAUGGAUAAAUCAGUUUAUGCAUGUCAAGAUCUUUGCUGGUGUUU